Molecule: messenger RNA, 2580 nt
Organism: Andrographis paniculata
Lineage: Eukaryota; Viridiplantae; Streptophyta; Magnoliopsida; Lamiales; Acanthaceae
Product: potassium channel KAT3
Exons: 10
Coding region: 223-2412 (729 amino acids)
Biological process (GO): potassium ion transport; transmembrane transport
Cellular component (GO): membrane
Molecular function (GO): voltage-gated potassium channel activity; protein binding
Source: RefSeq, a predicted model, not a curated record
AUUUUUACUUAGAUGUAAGAAAUUACUUAAUGUGUGACAAUUACAGUGCCUGUUUGAAAAGGCAACAUGGAUGCUUUCUCAAAGUAGUAGGAUCCAUCCAUCGAUACAUAGAUGUCAUAUAUAUGCACAGUGACUGAUAUAUAGAUACCCACCCUGUAUCUGUAUCUAUAUAUAUAUAUAUAUAUUCGAUCCCCCCCGCCGGCAGUUUAUAGCGGCAGCAGAAUGGCGUUCUCGAAUCCGGGAAAUUUCCUCCGCCGCUUCUGCGUCGACGACUUCCACGGCGGGACCGGGUCCCGCGGCGGCGGAUUCUUCUUCUCCACACAUCUUAUCCCGUCUCUCGGCGCCAGAAUCAACCGGACGACAAAACUCCGGCGGCAUAUAAUUUCCCCAUUCAAUCCUCGAUACAGGGCGUGGGAGAUGUUCCUGAUUGUGCUGGUGGUGUACUCGGCAUGGAUCUCCCCAUUCGAGUUCGCAUUCCUGGCUUACAAGCAAGACGCGCUGUUCGUCGCCGACAACCUCGUCAACGCCUUCUUCGCCGUCGACAUCGUGCUCACCUUCUUCGUCGCCUAUUUGGACACACAGUCGUAUCUGCUCAUUGACGACCCCAAGCGGAUAGCAAUUAGGUAUUUGUCGACCUGGUUCAUAUUCGAUGUCUGCUCGACCAUCCCCUUCCAAUCUCUCAGCCUCCUCUUCUCAGAUCACAGCGGCGGUCUCGGCUUCAAAUUGCUCAGCAUGCUUCGCCUAUGGCGUCUCCGACGUGUCAGCUCCCUAUUCGCCAGGCUCGAAAAGGACAUUCGAUUCAACUACUUCUGGACACGCUGCACCAAGCUCGUCUCCGUUACUCUGUUCGUGGUGCAUUCCGCCGGAUGCUUCAACUACCUGAUCGCCGAGCGGUAUCCCGACCCGACCCGGACCUGGAUCGGCGCCGUCUACCCGGAUUUCAAAGACAUGAGCCUAAGCGACCGCUACGUCACCGCAUUGUACUGGUCCAUCGUGACACUAACAACCACCGGCUACGGCGACCUCCACGCUGAGAACCCGAGGGAGAUGCUUUUCGACAUCUUCUACAUGCUCUUCAACUUGGGAUUGACAGCCUAUCUUAUAGGCAACAUGACAAACCUUGUCGUCCAUUGGACAAGCCGAACCCGAAACUUCCGCGACACUGUCCGAGCAGCCUCCGAGUUCGCGAAGAGGAACCAGCUUCCCCCUCAGAUUGAAGACCAAGUCCUCUCACACAUAUGUCUGAAAUUCAAGACAGAAGGAUUGAAACAGCAGGAGGCGAUCAACGGUCUGCCGAAGGCCAUUCGUUGCAGCAUCGCGCAUUUCCUUUUCUACCCGAUCGUCCAGAGCGUCUACCUCUUCCGCGGCGUCUCUCAGGACUUCCUUCUGCAACUGGUCCCUGAAUUGGAAGCCGAGUACUUCCCUCCAAAGGAGGAUGUAAUCCUGCAAAAUGAAGCUCCCACAGACGCAUACAUACUUGUUUCUGGAACUGUGGAUUUUAUUGCCAAGAUUGAAGAGCAAGAACAAAUAGUUAGGAAAGCAUCUGCCGGGGAGAUUUUUGGGGAGACGGCAGUUCUGUGUGGACAACCUCAGCCGUUCCGAAUUCGGACUAAUGAAAUAUCUCAAAUUCUGAGGCUAAACAAGAGGAUUCUUCUUCGAAUUCUACAAGCCAGCCCAGACGACGAGCGCAUUGUCAUGGACAAUCUUUUCAUGGUAAAUUUGAUCUCUUACACCUUUCAUGAAAACUAUAACUCGUCGGCUGCUCAUAUCCGGUUUCGUUGCAAGAAAUUGAAAGCGUGCAGAAGUUUCGACAUCGAGGGGCAAUGGGAACCGAGUCUAAACCAUAAACGGGACAGCUUUAGCCACAUUGGCGACAAAGCUUGUGACGACAAUGAGACAGCAAAGAAUUUGUCGCCGGCCGAGGAUGUCCAGACAGCUCUUCACAUUGCCACCAGACAGGGACAUGUUGAAAUGGUGAAACUUUUGCUCGAGAAAAGAGUAAGUGUAAGAAAACCGGACGAGAGAGGUUUCACAGUGAAGGACUUGCCGGAAAGAAUCAUCGAUCAUGGUCCUGAUCAUCGCCGGAGAAAUUCUCUGGUCAGUGACUCGAGCAGCUCGGCGUGUCCAAUUAUCGCAGAGGAAACAAAACCGAAGCCGGAGAAGAAGAGAGUCACCAUUCACAUGAAGUUUGAUGAAUCCUCCAGAACAAAGCAGCUUCCCAAGCUGAUCAUUCUGCCGGAUUCAUUACAAGAACUGCUCGAAAUCGCCAGCAAGAAGUUUGGGGACGACAGCCUUGCAACGGUUAUGAGCGCAGAGAAUGCCGAAAUAGACGACGUAAACGUCAUCCGGGACGGCGAUCAUUUGUUUCUGUUGUCAAGAAAGUGUGAAAAAACAGGGGAUGAUGAGAACUAACAAAUGUAAGAAAAAAUCAUAACACACAGGAAGUAGGCAGGAAACUCGUAAGUAUACUGAUUUUUGGACAACAUUAACAAUCAUUCCAUGUGUUCUUUGUAUGUAAUGUAACAUCACAAGAGCAAUAAGAAGAGUGGGCAUAGAAUUUAUGCCUGCUACAAAUUACAA